Molecule: messenger RNA, 2236 nt
Organism: Magnolia sinica
Lineage: Eukaryota; Viridiplantae; Streptophyta; Magnoliopsida; Magnoliales; Magnoliaceae
Product: probable inactive purple acid phosphatase 1
Exons: 13
Coding region: 166-2010 (614 amino acids)
Molecular function (GO): metal ion binding; acid phosphatase activity
Source: RefSeq, a predicted model, not a curated record
GUUUCGCUGACCCUGGUUGCUUUUGGAUUUCACUUUUAUGUGGGGCCCACCUGCAAAUUCAACUUUCUACCAUAAGGAAGGUUACUAUUUCUUGAAUACCCAAGUGCUGUCUUCUUGAUUUGAUCAGCUGUAUGUGGUUAGAACAUCAGAUCAAAGAUUUUGGGUAUGAUGAGAGUAUGUGGGUUGAUUCUGUUGGGAGUUUUGUUGGGUACAAUUGUGUGUUUUGGCGAGCCGCAGCCAAAUGGGGAGCAACCUCUUUCAAAAAUCGCUAUUCAUAAGGCUACAUUUGCUCUUCAUGACUUGGCUUAUGUCAAGGCCUCUCCUCUUGUUCUUGGAUUGAAGGGGAAAAACGCUGACUGGGUGAACUUGCAGUUUAGUUGCCCUAACCCUUCAAAUGAUGACUGGAUUGGGGUUUUCUCUCCCUCAAAUUUCAGUGCUUCCAUCUGCGUACCUGAAAAUCCGAGAGACAAACCUCCACUAUUAUGUACUGCACCUAUUAAGUACCAAUUUGCAAAUUACUCCAGUCCAAACUACAUUUCGACAGGGACGGGAUCGUUGAAGCUUCAAUUGAUCAACCAAAGAGCAGACUUCUCUUUUGCAUUAUUUUCUGGUGGACUCUCAAAUCCGAAGCUGAUAGCUGUCUCGAAUGCAAUAGCUUUCGCCAAUCCAAAGGCACCUCUUUACCCACGUUUAGCUCAAGGAAACUCGUGGAAUGAAAUGACAGUAACUUGGACAAGUGGAUAUAAUAUUGAUGAGGCAGAGCCUUUUGUUGAAUGGAGUCGACUAGGAAGAGCUCCAAUGCGAUCCCCAGCUGGGACAUUGACUAUUAGUCGAAACAGCAUGUGUGGUUCGCCAGCACGGACAGUGGGGUGGCGUGAUCCUGGUUUCAUCCAUACUAGUUUUUUGAAGGAAUUGUGGCCCAAUUCAAUGUACACUUACAAGUUGGGGCAUAGGCUAAUCAAUGGUUCAUACAUUUGGAGUCAAACGUAUCUCUUCAAAGCAUCUCCUUAUCCUGGACAGGACUCUUUACAGCGUGUAGUCAUUUUUGGUGACAUGGGAAAGGCAGAACGUGAUGGUUCCAAUGAAUACAACAACUAUCAGCCUGGCUCCCUUAAUACUACUGACCAGCUUAUUCGAGAAUUGAAGAACAUCGAUAUAGUUUUCCACAUUGGGGAUUUAUGUUACGCAAAUGGGUACCUCUCACAGUGGGAUCAAUUUACAUCACAGAUUGAGCCCAUUGCUUCCUUGGUACCAUAUAUGGUCGCAAGUGGUAACCAUGAGCGAGACUGGCCUGGAACAGGAUCCUUCUAUGGAAAUAUGGAUUCGGGAGGAGAAUGUGGUGUGUUAGCUGAAACCAUGUUCUACGUUCCAGCUGAGAAUAGGGCCAAGUUCUGGUAUCAAACCGAUUAUGGAAUGUUCCGCUUCUGUAUAGCUGACACCGAGCAUGAUUGGAGAGAAGGGUCAGAGCAAUAUAAAUUCAUUGAGCACUGCCUGGCAACAGUUGAUCGACAAAAGCAGCCAUGGCUAAUAUUCCUUGCACAUCGGGUUCUGGGUUAUUCUUCUAAUAGUUUCUAUGCCGAGGAAGGGUCUUUUGAGGAGCCAAUGGGAAGGGAGAGCCUUCAAGGACUUUGGCAGAAGUACAGGGUCGACAUUGCAUUCUAUGGCCAUGUCCACAACUAUGAAAGAACAUGUCCAAUCUACCAGAACGUAUGCACAAAUAAAGAGAAGUUCGUCUACAAGGGUCCCUUGAAUGGAACCAUCCAUGUAGUUGCUGGAGGUGGAGGUGCCAGCCUUGCUGAUUUUACCACCAUCCAGACCAAAUGGAGCAUUUACAAAGACUAUGACUUUGGGUUUGUGAAACUCACUGCAUUCGACCAUUCGACAUUGCUGUUUGAGUAUAAGAAGAGUAGCAAUGGAAAGGUUUAUGACUCCUUCACGAUCUCACGUGAUUAUCGAGAUAUUUUAGCCUGCACUAUAGACAACUGUCCGAGGACAACAUUGGCUUCUUGAUGUGGCUGUCAUUAGAUUCUUGUUGACCAAUGCCAUUAGGGCUAAGGUACUUAUAUUUAUAUUUCACCUAAUUAUUUUGAUUUUAGUGGUUUUAGAGUCAUUGAAAUUACAAACAAUAAUUAAAAAUAAUGUCGGAUCAUGUGGUGAUAACAACAUUACUUGUGUUGAUAAAUAGCUAGCAAUUAAUGUAUGUUGGACUUCAAUAAAUAAAAUGGGUUUGGUGAAA